Amborella trichopoda is the source of this 1590-nucleotide messenger RNA. Lineage: Eukaryota; Viridiplantae; Streptophyta; Magnoliopsida; Amborellales; Amborellaceae. The record is from RefSeq and is a predicted model, not a curated record.
CAAAUAUCGAUGGCCUUCCUCAAUAAAAAAGGCCACACCCUUCCAACUUGAUACAAGUAUUAAAAAACAAAAAAGGAAGGGCCUGACUUUCGCUGUUCAAAUUAAAGGCAAGUGGAGGAAGAGAGAGAAAGUGUCCAUAGUAGCGGGCCGGAAAGAGAGGGGUCAAGGGCCGGCCGGUCACGACUGCUCCCACUUCCAAAACUAAUGUGCAAGCCUGCAGCCUUUUACUCUUUCUUUUUUUCCUUUUGCUCCUUACAAACUUCCAUAUGUUUCUUUAAAAGGUUUACCACCUUAGGUUCUCUUUGGUCUCAUCAAUUCAAAUUCAAUGGAGGAGGAAGACUCCCCUGAAUCAGGAGAUGAAGCUCUCUCUCUCUCUGAUCUCCCACUUUCUCAACAAUGCCAAAUCAAAAACACAAACAACAACGAACCCACAAAGGAUGUCUCAGACUUCUCUGAUUUCGAGUUCGAUUCAAGAGCAUCGUCCCUUUGCUUAGCUGAAGACGUGUUUUUUUGUGGCCAAAUCCUUCCAUUGAGGCCCUCGGUUAGCUCAGAAGACUGCAGUCGGAACCUGAGCUUGCGCUCUGACUCGUCGGGCACGAGUACAUGCUUCACCGCGACACGGUCCCAGGGUUCCUCUGGAAGCAGCAGCCGACACUUUGAGGAAGAGAGUGUUUGUCCAUGGCACACACAAUCGAGCCCCAAACCGGGUCUGCGGGGCAAAGUGCCUUGCAAGGUGGGCCCUGAGCACCGGCCGGCGGUGUGGUGGGGGGUUUUUCGGCUGGGCUUGGUGAGGCAGCCGGCAGAGAUCAAUUUGCUUGAUUUGAGGCGGCGACAAGAAAAAGGAGGAGAGGAGCCGAAAAAGAAAAGAGAGAAAGGGAAGAAGGAGGAAAACAAGGAGAGGAAAAGGGAAAUGGGGUGGUGUAUGUUGGGUGGGUUGUCAUGUAAGUGUUCUGCAACUGCCAUUGCGGAGAUGACCGAGAGGCGGGCGCGCGAGGCACCGUGGGUGGGAUCAAAGGAGGCAGGGGAGGAGCAGGCGCGCAGGCGCACUUUUGAGUGGCUCAAGGCACUCGGGGCAGGAGUGGCCCCGGAGCCGUAGCUCAUCAAGGGCGUCUCUGAGUAAGUUCGAUUCAAGCCCAAAACCUACUUACUCCUAACAAACAACCAUGGGACUCAAGUUUGCAUGAUCAAUUGAGUUUCAGAUAAACCUACAAUGUCAAGCAAUGUAAGCAGUAACAACAAAUUGCUUCUCAUAACAGCAAGAAGUGCCUGUAAUAGGAAACACAGUAUUAAGGUUGAAGCAGCAUUUGAAUUGCAGAAUUUUGUAGUUGAGGUCACAAACUCAAGAUGCAGUUUAGUUGAUCCAUAUAGGCCAUGAGUUUGAACCCAAAUCCAAGAACUUUGAUGCCUCUCUUUCUGUGAAAUCAGUUUCUUGUUUUGUUUGUAGUCCUUCCAUUCUCUUUUUCUGAACUUCUGUUUGUUAACUUGUGUUGUUUGUAUCCCAUGGCCAUGGCUGCAAACCCCUGACAUGUUUUACUGGAAAACUUUUUUCUUUCUUUAGUAAAUACAAGUGGAUUUAAGCACGGGUUCAUG